Phascolarctos cinereus (koala) is the source of this 2474-nucleotide messenger RNA. It is a transcript of the gene HDC, whose product is annotated as histidine decarboxylase. Gene Ontology annotation, cellular component: cytoplasm. Gene Ontology annotation, molecular function: histidine decarboxylase activity; pyridoxal phosphate binding. Gene Ontology annotation, biological process: L-histidine catabolic process; histamine biosynthetic process. NCBI's taxonomy places the organism in Eukaryota, Metazoa, Chordata, Mammalia, Diprotodontia, Phascolarctidae. The record is from RefSeq and is a predicted model, not a curated record.
GAAGCUGUGCUACUGCUCAAAGCCUCCUGCAAGUGACCCUGCACAUCAGGACAAAAGUGAACUUGAUUGUAAAAGGAGCAGGAGACUCAGGGACACAUCAUGGAUCUGAGGGAAUACAGAGAAAGAGGAAAGGAGAUGGUGGAUUACAUUUUCCAGUAUCUGAGCACUGUGAGGGAGAGACGGGUUACACCUGACGUGCAGCCAGGUUACAUGAGAAGCCAGCUGCCUGACAAUGCCCCUGUGGAGCCAGACAGCUGGGAUACCAUCUUUGGAGACAUUGAGAAGAUCAUUAUGCCUGGGGUCGUCCACUGGCAGAGUCCCCAUAUGCAUGCCUAUUUUCCAGCUCUGACCUCCUGGCCAUCUCUGUUAGGAGACAUGUUAGCAGAUGCUAUUAAUUGCUUAGGAUUCACCUGGGCCUCCAGCCCAGCCUGCACUGAGCUCGAAAUGAAUGUCAUGGAUUGGCUGGCAAAAAUGUUGGGACUCCCCGAGCACUUCCUCCACCACCACCCAAGCAGCCAGGGAGGAGGUGUCUUACAGAGUACAGUCAGUGAAUCCACCUUAGUAGCUUUGCUAGCAGCCAGAAAAAACAAAAUCCUGGGCAUGAAAGUGUCUGAGCCAGAUGUGGACGAAUCUUCCCUGAACUCUCGGCUUGUUGCUUAUGCCUCAGACCAGGCCCAUUCUUCUGUUGAAAAGGCUGGUCUGAUUUCACUUGUGAAGAUGAAAUUCCUGCCUGUGGAUAAAAAUUUCUCUCUCCGUGGUGAAACCCUUCAGAAAGCGAUUGAAGAGGACAGGAAACAGGGCCUGGUGCCUGUUUUUGUGUGUGCUACCUUAGGGACCACUGGUGUCUGUGCAUUUGACUGCUUGGCAGAGCUGGGGCCUAUUUGUGCUAGUGAGGGCCUAUGGCUCCAUGUUGACGCUGCAUAUGCAGGAACUGCUUUCCUCUGCCCUGAAUUCCGAGUGUUUUUGAAGGGUGUUGAGCACGCUGAUUCGUUUACUUUCAAUCCUUCCAAAUGGAUGAUGGUUCACUUUGACUGUACUGGUUUCUGGGUCAAAGACAAGUUAAAGCUGCAGCAGACCUUCAGUGUGAAUCCUGUCUACCUCAGGCAUGCCAAUUCGGGAGCAGCCACGGACUUUAUGCACUGGCAGAUUCCUCUGAGCCGGCGAUUUCGUUCUAUCAAACUGUGGUUUGUGAUCCGUUCCUUUGGAGUGAAGAAUCUCCAAGCCCACGUCAGACAUGGUACUGAAAUGGCCAAAUACUUUGAGUCUUUGGUCAGAAAUGACCCUCUCUUUGAAAUUCCUGCCAAAAGACACCUUGGCUUGGUGGUGUUUCGCUUAAAGGGUCCUAAUUGUCUAACCGAAAGGGUGUUAAAAGAACUUGUUAAAUCUGGAUGCCUUUUCCUCAUCCCAGCCAUCAUCCAGGACAAGUUUAUUAUCCGCUUCACUGUGACCUCGCAGUUUACCACCAAGGAGGAUAUUCUGCGAGACUGGAACCUCAUCCGAGAUGCUGCCACGCACAUCCUGAGCCAACACUGCACAUCUCAGCCUACUCCUCAGAAUGGAAACAGCAUCACGGGUGCCAGUGGCCUCAGGGCUGUGGUCAAUGAUGCCCCCUCAAGCACAGGGGAACGUGGAGAAGACCCGUCAGGGUCCAGGAAGAUUGUGGUACAGCCCCAGCGGACGGGAGUGAGGUCUGUGAGAAGAGAAGUUAGCCAACCUCUUGACAAUCAGGCGGAUCCCCUUGAUGACUGCUUUUCGGAGGAGGGUCCUGAGAUCUCUAAGCGUAAGGUAUCAUCCUUCUUGUUCAGCUACUUGUCUGUUCAGAGUAAGAAGACUGUCCGUUCCCUCAGCUGCAACAGCGUGCCGAUGGGUGGCGCUCGAGAGCCGCUGGGUCAGAAGCAAGGGCCGGCUGAAGCCCGGAAGAGCGGGGGCUCUGCCCGGGUUAAGCUCCUAUCGAGGUUUCCCGAAGAGAUGAUGAUGCUGAAGAAAAGUGCCUUCAAAAGGCUGAUCAAGUUUUACAGUGUUCCCAGCUUUCCUGAAUGCAGCGUCCAGUGCGGGAUCCAGCUGCCCUGCUGCCCCUUGCAAGCCAUCGUUUAAAGCCAGUCCAUUGGCAUCAGUCCCUUCCAGACAGCCCGGCAGAGGGAGGAGGAGGAGGGCCGAGGUGAACUUCUUUAGGCAGUCUCCCCCAGCUUCUGUGAUUCAGCUUGUGACAUGAGAUCUCAUGUGGAAAUAAACUGUGCUUGUCCCUGAAGUAAAGCAGUUUCUUUUGUGACUUUAUUGAUUCCUGGAACUGAGCUAAGCCCAUAGAAACUCUCAUUUCCAGGCUCUUUUGGGUUUAUGUUUCCCUUUCAGAAAAUGUGCAAGUGUUUGAGUAUGCACUGUGUAAGUAGCACACUUACUCUAGCAAUGCCCCUUCUAGAUUUCCCUCUAGAUCUAUGUGAAUUGGAUGUAUGGUAGACAUCUUAAACUCAACAUGU